GUUUUCUCCGAUGUGUUGGUUAUGCCACUCUUCUCCGCGGUUUACCCUCCAAUUGCUGUUCACGUGAGUGAUGGUUGAUCUGAAAUGUUAACAACCAGCCUUCUCGGGGAUAUGGGACUUCUGCGCUGCUCUCCCUUCCGUUGUACUUCCUAUGCGGAACAUUCAGUGAGUGACCUGUUCAACUUUGUUGUGACCAUACAGACCUGCGUUCCUGGAAGUACUGAAUGUCGGCAGAGUUAUUUACGCCAGGACUUUCACCGGCAAUAUAUCGAAUUGUCGCAGGGCAUGAGAUGUUGCUCGUUCAGGGUGGACAAAGCUGGUGCGGGGCAAUUGCGCUAGAAGAUUCUCCUCGCCAAGCCGAAGGCAAUUUUCAAUGAGUCCCGUAGGUAUAUAAGGCUGCACAACAUUACUCGACAUAUCCACAGUACUCCGCUAGCAUCUGGUUGCGACAUGAAGACACUUGCAGCUCUCGUCGCUUUGGCUACUGCUCUUGUCGUUCCAGCAAACGCUGUCGCCGUUUGGGGACAAUGCGGAGGCAUCGGCUAUAGCGGUUCUACCACCUGUGAUGCAGGCACUUCCUGCGUCUACCUUAAUGAUUACUAUUCCCAGUGCCAGCCUGGUGCCGCUCCUGCUCCGCCUUCUACCACUGUGCCUCCAACUGCGCCCCCCUCCGGACCGACGUCCCAGCCUGCUCCUCCUUCACAGGCUACUGGUCUCGCCGCAGCAUUUGUCCGCAAGGGCAAAUUAUUCUGGGGUACUUGCACUGAUUCAAACAGGUUCAACAACGCACAAGAUUCUGCUGUCACCGUCGCAAAUUUCAAUGGUGUUACACCUGAGAACUCCAUGAAGUGGGAUGCCACUGAACCCAACCGAGGACAGUUCAGUUUCUCUGGGUCCGAUGCGUUGGUCAACUACGCCACUCAGCAUGGCAUGCUCGUCCGUGCUCACACCUUCGUCUGGCACUCACAACUCCCUGGCUGGGUUUCCUCCAUCUCGGACAGGACAACGCUGACGUCCGUCAUUCAAAACCAUAUCAACACCCUGGCCGGCCGCUACAAGGGACAAGUCCGCUCUUGGGAUGUCGUCAAUGAAAUCUUCAACGAGGAUGGAAGUUUCCGUUCUUCCGUUUUCUACAACGUGUUGGGCACCAGCUUCGUCAAUCUUGCAUUCCAGACUGCCCGUGCUGCCGACCCCAAUGCCGUACUAUACAUCAACGACUACAAUUUGGACAGCGUCAACCCUAAGCUCAACGCUGUCGUCAACCUCGUCAAGCAAAUCAAUGGUGGCGGAACCAAACUCAUCGACGGUAUUGGCACUCAAGCGCACUUGAACGCGGGUGGUGCUGGCGGAGUACAAGCUGCUCUAACUCUGGCCGCUUCUGCUAACGUUGAGGUCGCCAUUACCGAACUGGACAUUGUCAAUGCUUCGCCAAACGACUACGUCACUGUCGCAAAGGCUUGCUUAGCAGUUCCAAGCUGUGUUUCCAUCACCAGCUGGGGUGUCCGUGACCCUGACUCCUGGAGAGCUUCUUCUAACCCUCUCCUCUUCGACGCGAACUUCAACCCGAAGCCGGCGUACACUGCCAUCAUGCAAGCUUUAGCUUAGGCGUCCUGGAAAGCGAUUCUGAUUUUGUAUGUCGGGAUAGAAACGCGUUGGAUAUCGAGGUACCAUUCAGUGUGUAUAUUCGUAGCAAAAGCUGUGACGAAUAGAGUCCAUGUUAUCUCAUGUGACUGUGUGAUAGCGGUUCCCGAACUGUUACCAAGGUUGUUUGGAAAAUCUCGUCUCUUUCAACAUCUUUUGAAUUGUCUAUCCAUAUGAUGUAGCAUUUAAACCAACCAUGGUCACCCAAGAUAGAUUCAAUAAACC
This is a messenger RNA of Somion occarium, 1866 nucleotides long. The record is from the annotation of a GenBank genome assembly. NCBI's taxonomy places the organism in Eukaryota, Fungi, Basidiomycota, Agaricomycetes, Polyporales, Cerrenaceae.